CCCGCCCUUAUAAACACCACACUCCGCUUCGCUCCAAGUGUCACGCUCGUCUGCACGGGAAAUCAGACGGUCGAGUAGUGUUUUUCAUUGCCGUUUUUAAGCGUUCCCCAAAGGGACACAGUUUACGAAAGUCAGAUAAAAGAAAAAAACGAAAGCAAAUAUGGUCAAAUACGUCGGGUGUAGCGUAGCAGCGCCUGGUCUGUUGAGCAGAAGCCGGCUGUGAUAAUCCGAACAAACUGUACACACCGCGCUGCGAAGGAAAACACAGACAGCGCGACAAAGAGCAAAUUCACUGAAAAGUAAUUUAACUUUUUUUUUUUACACGUCAUUUAAGACCCUUUUUUGUAGCUUUGAAAUGGACCGUGGCGGUUGUCAGAUGAGCGGAGGAGGCGGCGGAGGUGGCGGAGGAAACGGAAUGAUCACGCUAGAGGACCUGGAGUCUUUCGCCGAGGAUCAACUCUCAGACUCGGGCAAUGGCAGCCUGGAGGAGGAGGGAGAAACCAUGGAGGCAGACGACACUUCAAACCGAAUGCUGCACUACUGGCAGGAAGUGGCGAGGGGUCACCAGGUGGAAGUUUCCCAAGAUAUGGCAGAACCCAUUCAACAGCUAAGCAGCAACAAUCAAGGACGCAGUCAAAGAGAGCAUGUCCCUUUUACACUCCUCAUGCGGAAGGAGAAGUGUGGGGAGGUGCUMUUUGAGAAACGGCACUAUGAAAAGGGCCACUGGGCUUGUAUAACGAUGCGCGAGGACACGUAUGAACAGAGCAUCUGCUAUGGUUUUAUGAAGAUAAUGAGAUACAUCUGUCAGCAGAAUUCCAUAAGUGACUACCUUGGCAUGACACUGCCCAUUUUGACAGUAGUGAGGACGGAUGAGAAUCACUCGGUGCUCUCCCGAGAUGUCACUGUGGCGUACUACCUCCCUCUUGAGCACCAGGACCAGCCCCCACAACCCUAUGAUAACGAGAUCAUCCUAGAGGUCUGGCCUGCCACUACUGUAUUCACAAGGGCUUUUACCGGUCCCACCAAUGAAGUGACGAUCAUUAAUCAGAUCAGUGCCAUGGCUGAGCUGCUGGACUCYCCAGGCGUAUGCGUCAACGACUCGUUCAUCGUGGCAGGCUACACCAACCCUGCCCACAACAACCGUCAGAAUGAGAUUUGGUUCCUGGAGCGCCGUUGACGUGACGCCGGCGUCCAUGCCUGCGAGCCUUUGAGCCUCAAACUCUUAACACUGCCCCCAGCUAGCUCAGCCACAACCUCAGGUGCAUCAUCAUCUUCAGUCAUCCCUAUCUGAAAUGACCACCAGCGUACCACACUCCAGAGCCYAUAUGUUUUGAUAAAAAAAUAAAACAACUAGACCUACCUGUUUUUUCCCCAAUUAGUUUAUCUCAUAGGAAACCUUACUGCCAUACUCUCUUGAACACAAACCAGAUGCUAUAGUGAAACACUGCAUUUACCUCCUGCUUUAAAACCUCUUUUUUUAAUUUUUGUAAAAAAAAAAUGAUAGUAUAAAUUGUUAGUGCUCUCUGACUGUGGUGGCCAGUGAGCGGUGGUAGCAACGUGCAACAUUCUGUCUAUUCACAAGAAAACAAGCUURGGUUGACACAGCCUUAUAUAUUUUCUCUUUUUUUUGGGUGCACAUCCGUAACGUGCAGCCACGUUAGUGACACGAUCACUCUGUUGCUUACUGAGCUCUGUCACUGAUGCUCCGUUCUUUCUUUAUGUAUGGAUUYGACUAGUAAAUACAGCUCAUACAGCUUAUUUUAUUUCAACAGUAAGUGCAAUAGUCCCAAAGCCRGUUUCUGGACCACUAGCCUAACUCGACCUAACUCUGAAGUGCAAUAGACAUCAUCCAGACCAGAACUAGUGGCCUCAAACAUGUUCAAACUCAACACAGAUGCUAACUUAGAGAUUGUGAACAUAGCCUGUUCAUGUUUGUGAUGAUGGAAACUUCAACAAACCAAACGCUGAGAACAAAUCUCACUGCUGAACGACAAUCAAAACCUACAAGAUUUUGUUUCUGUUUUCUGAAGUCAGUGAUACAAGGUAAUGCAUUCCUCUUGCUUCAACACUUGCUUAAACAUAAAUGAAAGUAUUCAUUGGUGUACUCUUUGGUUUCUACUUGCUAAGUUAGCYUCAGUAAGCACUGGUCAAUGUAUUGUGAACACGACUGCUGCUAAGUAGAACCAAUGCAACCACAACAAUGUAAGUGCACGGAGUAUCUACUGUGAUUAUACUUCUUUAAGUAAAGCGAAUAUCUAUUUUAGAUAAAGCUGUUUGUAAAGUUUUGUCACCAAUUGAAAAAUGCAAAGUUAACUGUAAAGUCAGAAUGUAACUGAAGGUGAUCUAGCUAAAUCAUCACUGUGCGAUGAAUUUAACUCAGGCAGCUGUUCAGGUGGACUGAUGUUAAAUGCUUUUAAAUGUGUGUAGUUGCAGAGCUAAGUUAAAAAUUUGACAAAAUUCUCCAAAAGCGUAUGAUAAAAUUGGCAGUUUCAGUGUUGGGUUGGACAGGUCAAAAAAAGUUGAAUUKAAAUUCAUGAAAUCUAAAUCCAAAGAAGUUUAUUUUGAUAUAAAUGUUAGAAGUAUUAAUCUGUGUCAACACUUGCAAAAGCCAURGUACACGUAGGCUGUAUUUUUCCUUUAAAAACUCUAAUUCUUUCUUUUUUUUUGACAGUGUACUGUAUUGUAAAAAUUCAAGUGCAACAUAUAAGCYCUACUGUGGUUUUCUUUGUUCAAUAAAGCGUGCUCGUGUUCUGUCUUG
Austrofundulus limnaeus is the source of this 2758-nucleotide messenger RNA. It is a transcript of the gene soul3, whose product is annotated as heme-binding protein soul3. Lineage: Eukaryota; Metazoa; Chordata; Actinopteri; Cyprinodontiformes; Rivulidae. The record is from RefSeq and is a predicted model, not a curated record. The transcript has 5 exons. Gene Ontology annotation, molecular function: heme binding. Bases 356 to 1177 code for a protein of 273 amino acids.